ACGAAAGAAGAUGAUCCCUCGGCAAUAUAUAUCACCGCACGUAAACCCGUGCUAGAUGUUGGCUCCUCGCGAGCGCUCUCUCUCGCAAAGACGUACAUCACCCAGUGCAGCGAGGCCCACAAAGCCUGUGAAGCGCUCUCGAUGUCCUUCGACCAAUCCCUCCCCACGCGUCUUAUCGACUACAGUAAUCCGGAUGCCCCCCGUCUAGUCUUGACGGGUGGCCAGCGCGGCAGGUACCUUGCCCUCAGCUACGUGUGGGGCGAGGAACAAAAACACAGCACUACGACACUCAACGAGUCCACCUACUGCGCCGAUGGAAUCGACAGCUCUCUUCUCCCGCAGACCAUCGUCGACGCUAUACGCGUCACAUACGCGCUUGGGGUCAAGUUCCUGUGGGUCGAUAGCCUGUGCAUCAUUCAAGAUUCGUACCAGAACCAGCGGCACGAGUUAGGAAAGAUGCACAUCAUCUACCGCAAUGCCUACCUCACCAUCAUCGCUGCCAGCGCGUGGAAAGUCAGCGACGGCUUCCUCCACGAUCGGCCGCCGGCACCUGCCCUCAGCCUUCCUUUCAUCUGCCCCGCUCCGUCACCCCCGUGCAGCAACGACCCGGGGGCGUGCGCUACAACACCGCAGGUGGGCACGAUACACAUCGCCACAACGCGGUACAGCCACGCCCAGGAGCCUAUCAGCGCGCGGGGGUGGUGCCUGCAAGAGUACCUGCUGUCCCCGCGCGCACUCAUCUUCACCUCCGAGACGCUGCAACUCAGGUGUCAAACCGAGACGCGGAGCAUCGGCGAGGCGUUCUACUGCCUGCACGGCGAGCGACGGCUGCCCAUCCUGCUCCUUCUCCCGGAUCCUCCAACUCUGCAAUACGGCACCGCCCAGUGGGGCGUCGCCCACGACGAGUGGCUACGCGUGGUAGAGGACUACAGCAAACGCAGCAUCAGCGACCCGCUCGACAAGCUAGUCGCGUGCGGCGCGAUCGCGCCGGGCUUCCAGCGCGUGCUCGGCGCGGAGUAUCUCGCGGGUGUUUGGCGCGACACGCUGCUCGUCGACCUCCUGUGGCGCAAAGCGGAGGACAAGGACGCGCAGCUCUCGCGCCCCGCGCUAUACCGCGCGCCGUCGUGGUCGUGGGCAGCUGUUGAAGGACCUGUCCGCAUGGUGGGCAGCGUGUGGCCGAGGGCGAACUCGCGGCCGUGGGGGGCGCGUGAUCACGCGCAGGUGGUUCGGUGCAACAUCGUACUCGAGGACACCACGCUUCCCUUCGGAAAGGUUACGGGUGGAUCCCUCGUCCUCCGCACGGCCUUGAUGACCUGCGUGUUGCGCCCUGAUGGGCUUUACCGCGCUGAACGGCCGGUUUCGUCUGGGAUGCAGACGCCGCAUGGGCUUGUUGGGGGCUCAGAUCAGGAGGGCAACGUCUUGGAGAGGUUGGGGAAAGUGUACGUCGACAUUGAGGCUGAUGCGGGGAUCCAGAGCACACUGUGGGCUGUCUUGCUUUCAUGUGACGCUUCGGACCCGUUCAAGAGCCCAGAGGGUCUCCUGGUUACAACCGUUCAGACGGAGGGCCCCAACCCUGAUGCAGAGCCGGGGACAAAGAGGGGUACGCCAGUCUGUCGGAGGGUAGGGACCUUUCGCAUGGAUAGGUGGGAUGCGUUUCGCGAUGUGCUAUGGGAAGAGAUCGAGCUAGUAUGA
This is a messenger RNA of Trametes versicolor FP-101664 SS1, 1692 nucleotides long. Its product is annotated as HET-domain-containing protein. The transcript has a single exon. The record is from RefSeq and is a predicted model, not a curated record. The annotation marks the transcript as partial. Lineage: Eukaryota; Fungi; Basidiomycota; Agaricomycetes; Polyporales; Polyporaceae.